Molecule: messenger RNA, 734 nt
Organism: Amphibalanus amphitrite
Lineage: Eukaryota; Metazoa; Arthropoda; Thecostraca; Balanomorpha; Balanidae
Product: NADH dehydrogenase [ubiquinone] 1 alpha subcomplex subunit 7-like
Exons: 4
Coding region: 235-651 (138 amino acids)
Biological process (GO): mitochondrial electron transport, NADH to ubiquinone; ATP synthesis coupled electron transport
Cellular component (GO): mitochondrial inner membrane
Source: RefSeq, a predicted model, not a curated record
CGUAAUAGUUUUGAUAAGUUUGGCUGUAAUUAUUUAUUUUGCUUUGUUUUUUGGGGGUAGGUUGAUGUUUUUCUCGUUUGUUUUUUACUAAAAAAUUAAUUACACAAUUACACACUUAAUAAGCUGCAUUUAAUAUGCAUAUCAUAUAUUUUAGUUAAGUUUUGCUUGUGAUAAGGAGUAAGGAUAUUCGGUAACGGCUGGUUAGAUGGUUUCAGGCCAAAGUAAGCCGAGAUCAUGCCUCCCAGGCCACGUGUUGAACACAGAGACAUCUCGCCCAUCAUGCAGAUGUUGAGAAAUGCGCUGCUGGGGCGGAAGGCCACGCCGGCGGUGCGGUUCCCCGACUCGCAGGCUGUGGCGCCGCGCACGCAGCCGCCGCCCGAGCUGCCCGACGGGCCUUUCCACAAGCUCAGUGCCAACUACUACUUCACUCGGGACGCGCGCCGUGAGGUGCUGCCGCCGGUGCUGCUCGCCGAGAACACCGGCGCCGCGCUGCUCACCGCCAAAAAGAGCAAGAAGGAGAAGAAGAAAGAGAAGGAGGCGGCGGCGGCGGCGGCCGAGACCGAUGCGGGUGCCCAGGUGUCUACGGUAGCGGCGUCGGCAGUGCCGCGUCCCGGCCAGCCCUACGUCUGGGACGGCCGUGCCGAGGUGUGAUCGUCGACACCGACAGACGACGUCAGGGUGCGUGUACAUAGGGAGCUAGGAUACUAUUGUGGUCAAUACAGCUAUGUCGAUAG